AUGGUCGACGAUUCCAAGUCUCCUUCUCCAGACAAGCUAGAGAGCUCUCUACCAGAGGGUGUGUCUCUUCUAUCACAACCGAACUCCGAUGCCCAAGGCCAGCUCACGGCAGCUGUCGACGAUCUGCUCAAUGAACUCCAAACCAAAUUCGAUAAUGUCUCUACGGAAAUGUUCGGGAAACUGGAUGAAAUGACCAAGCGCUUAGAUGAGCUAGAAGCAUCUUUAGCUGCAUCUGCGGGGGCCGGUGCCCCGAGUCCGACAAAAUAA
Molecule: messenger RNA, 267 nt
Organism: Penicillium expansum
Lineage: Eukaryota; Fungi; Ascomycota; Eurotiomycetes; Eurotiales; Aspergillaceae
Product: heat shock factor-binding 1 family protein
Exons: 3
Coding region: 1-267 (88 amino acids)
Biological process (GO): cellular heat acclimation
Cellular component (GO): cytosol; nucleus
Molecular function (GO): transcription corepressor activity
Source: RefSeq, a predicted model, not a curated record